Sinocyclocheilus grahami is the source of this 1928-nucleotide messenger RNA. RefSeq names its product calbindin 1 (gene calb1). Bases 40 to 822 code for a protein of 260 amino acids. NCBI's taxonomy places the organism in Eukaryota, Metazoa, Chordata, Actinopteri, Cypriniformes, Cyprinidae. The record is from RefSeq and is a predicted model, not a curated record. Gene Ontology annotation, cellular component: terminal bouton; cytosol; dendrite. Gene Ontology annotation, biological process: regulation of long-term synaptic potentiation; regulation of presynaptic cytosolic calcium ion concentration. The transcript is spliced from 11 exons. Gene Ontology annotation, molecular function: calcium ion binding.
UCGGUCUCACAGCAUCAGCGCCUGACACACGGAGAAAACAUGGCAAACGCCUACCUGCAAGGAGUAGAGAUCUCAGCCUCUCAGUUCCUGGAUAUAUUCCAUCAUUAUGACAACGAUGGUAAUGGAUAUAUCGAGGGGAAGGAGUUGCAGAAUUUUAUCAAAGAACUUCAACAAGCUCGAAAACAAGCAGGACUGGAACUAACAGACAAAAUGAAGGCCUUUGUGGAGAAAUAUGAGCAAAAUGCUGAUGGAAAAAUAGGUAUCGUUGAGCUGGUUCAAAUACUACCAACAGAGGAAAACUUCUUGCUAUUUUUCAGACAACAGCUGAAAUCCUGUGCAGAAUUUAUGGAGGCUUGGAGAACUUAUGAUGCUGAUCACAGUGGAUACAUAGAAGCUGACGAACUUAAGAAUUUUUUGAAAGACCUGCUUCAGAGGGCUAAAAAACCAUAUGAUGAGAAGAAAUUAGAGGAGUACACAUUGACUACGCUGAACAUUUUUGAUUCAAAUAAGGAUGGAAAAUUAUGUCUGUCAGAAAUGGCACGGCUGUUACCGGACCAGGAGAACUUUCUACUCAAAUUUCAGGGGGUAAAAAUGGCCAGAAAAGAGUUCAACAAGAUUUUUGAGUUAUACGAUCAGGACAGGAAUGGUUACAUGGACGAGAAUGAGCUUGACGCCCUCCUCAAAGACCUUUGUGAGAAAAACAAGAAGGUUCUAGAAGUCAGCAAAAUCCCGAUGUACAAGAGCGCAAUCAUGGCUCUGUCUGAUGGCGGCAAGCUCUACAGAACAGAGUUAGCACUGGUGUUGUGCGCAGAGGAGAUGUGAACGCCUCCGUCUGUACUCACACCAUCCCAGAACCCCGUCCUCAGCUCACCUGUGAUGCGUAAAGUAGCUAGAACCCUCUUACGUUCUUUUAUUUCGAACAUUGAUUUCACAUAGACAGGCAACCCAGUGGCACAUACUUUUCAAUUUGUUGUUUCUAUACUGUUUCUAAGUGUACAGAUUUUUUAAACAAUGGCACACAUACAAUACUUACAACCUACACUGCAUACAUAAACAACAUUUCCCUUAGCAAAAGAGACCCAACAUGCUAACAAAUCCCCAUCCUGAUUCAAUAUUCAAAAUAUUCACCAAUUCACACCAAUUCAGUAAGUAUAAUAAAUCUUACUGACUUACAAUAUCUUAGACAAAAGCAAUAAUGUCCUCAAGGAAUGAUGAUGAAACACGGCCUGUCGGUGGGAUCUAUGUAAAACUCCAAAAGGCUGCAUUUACUUUUGCGAUGCAUGUUUGUAACAAGACGGCAGGCCCUGCUAGUGGGGUAUGUUUGACUGCAAGCACAUGCCGAAUGUAAUGCAUCGCCCCAGUCCUGUCUCUAAUGUUAGAUUUUGCACUGUAAAGAAUAACAUGCUACUCUAUGCUAAACACCACAGACACUGUGUAAGAAAACAUUAAACUUAUUGAAUGACUACCUGCAUCCAGUUGUGUGUCAUAGAUCCUUUAGUCUGUAAAAAUCAGCCUAAUUUUAAUUCCAAAUAUGUACGGUUGUAACGGUUGAAGCAUUCUUCUAAAUACCUUCUUUUGUGUGCUGCAGAAGAAAGUCAGUUGGGUUUGGAACAAUACAAGUAAUUGAUGAAGAUCUGAAGAAGUUGUGUGAUUUGGUGCAACAUAAUCACAAAAUGAAAAUGUUAGUUUGCUCAGUAAUUAAAAUCAUCCUCAAAAUAAAUGCCUGGUUUUGAAAAUGUAUAUGAACAUAAAGCUGGGGUUGGAGAGUUCUAGCAAAAAACACAAAGCAACUCUCAGUAGAGUUCUCCUUCCCAUUUAAAGUUUCAACAGAUCAUGAUCUUAUCUUCUAAUUGAACAGUUGACCUUCCCAAAGCAGACACCCUAAGACAUAAAACUUGCGUCAUUGCAAACAAACAGAAACAAUGUGU